This is a messenger RNA of Patella vulgata (common limpet), 3233 nucleotides long. Its product is annotated as protein O-GlcNAcase. Lineage: Eukaryota; Metazoa; Mollusca; Gastropoda; Patellidae. The coding region runs from base 58 to 2733 and encodes 891 amino acids. Gene Ontology annotation, molecular function: beta-N-acetylglucosaminidase activity. The record is from RefSeq and is a predicted model, not a curated record. Gene Ontology annotation, biological process: glycoprotein metabolic process. The transcript has 15 exons.
GAAUCUUGCCUCAUUCUGGUUGAGAUUUUGAGACGACAGCAUAUUUUACCUGUACUAAUGGUGAACAGAGAUUUUCUCAAGAUUGGGUCGAAAGGCAGUAAAAGCCAGCAUCGCAAGGCCCUAAAUCAUCUUCCAAAGAUGAAAGGCAAAUACAAUGAAGGCGAAAAUAACGAAGAAACCUUCAUAUCGGGCGUGGUUGAAGGAUUCUAUGGUCGACCCUGGACAACAGAACAGAGAAGAUUACUUUUUAGUUGGAUGAAAAAUAUGGGACUAAAUACUUAUAUGUAUGCUCCCAAGGAUGAUUCUAAACACAGGUCAUUUUGGAGAGAUAUGUACUCCGUUGAAGAAGCAGAAAAUCUGACUAAUCUCAUAGAAGCAGCUACAGAAAAUGAUAUAACGUUUGUAUAUGCCAUAUCUCCAGGAUUAGAUAUGACAUUUUCAGGGACCAAAGAUGUCACUUGUUUAAAAAGAAAACUUGAACAGGUUUCAACAUUUGGGUGUCCAGCCUUUGCUUUACUCUUUGAUGAUAUUGAUCCAGAAAUCAGUGAAGCAGACAAAAGUGUCUUUCAGUCAUAUGCAUGUGCUCAAGUUUCAGUUACAAACGAAGUUUAUGAAUAUUUAAAUCAACCUAAGUUCCUCUUUUGUCCAACAGAAUAUUGUGCUAGUAGGGCUGUACCUAAUGUAAAAUCCUCAGAAUACCUGAAUACUAUUGGUGCAAAAUUAUUACCAGGAAUUGAUGUUAUGUGGACAGGAUCUAAAGUAGUUAGUAAGAGGAUUACAAUUCAGUCAUUAGAAGAAAUAGGGUCUGUAUUAAGACGUCCUCCACUUAUAUGGGACAAUAUUCAUGCCAAUGAUUAUGAUCCACGUAGAAUUUUCUUGGGGCCAUACGAUGGUAGAUCACCUGAAAUAAUCCCGUAUCUUAGAGGGGUUAUGACCAAUCCUAACUGUGAAUUUGAAUCUAAUUAUGUUGCCUGUCAUACUCUGGCUCAGUGGUGUUUGUCAAAUGUUGAUGGUGUAAAGAAAGACAUCAUUCCUGAAGACCGGCUCAGUCCUAUUGCCGCAGACAUUAAACUAGAGACAGAAAGUGAUUUUGGAUCUGAUGAGGACAUUCCCUGUCGAUUAGAUGCCAGAUACCAACCACAUAGAGCCUUGAAAACGGCAAUCAAUGAUUGGUUAAUGGAAUUUUCUUCUACACGAACACCCCCUAAAAAACCUGUUGUAGCUGCUUCUAUACCCUUAUCUGUCAAUACUUGUGUUGCCAGUACACCUACAUCAUGUUCAUUUCCCGAAACUAGUGAAAACGGUUUACCUGUUACAGCUCUAUCAAUGCCUGAUAGUGGUAAUAUGAUGAUAGAUAAUCAAUCUUAUUUACAGCCUGCCACAAUGAAUGUUGUCAAUAGUUUAAUUGAUGAAGACUUGUCAGAUGUUUCCAAUUCAACAGAGUCUUUACCAGAUCUAGAACCCAUGGAUUGUAUUCCUCCCUCUAAUACAUCUUCUGCUAAUAAUACUGAAUUAACCAAAAACUCUUCGGCCGAUAGCUUAAUGCAGGUUGAGAUAUCUAGUGAAAAGAAAUCUGACACAGUAGAAGGUUUAUCAUAUGAUGAUGUUAGUUUGUUGGUAGAUUUAUUUUAUAUGCCAUUUGAGUUUGGAUCAACAGCUACAGCUCUACUGCAAGAUUUACAUUGGUUGAGUAAUAAUGCUCAUACUCUUUGUGAAAACCAGAAAGAUGAGAAAAGAGAAUGGUUUGUUGUUGCUAAAAAGUUUAAAGAUACAGUAGACAGAGUUGAAGUUUUGGCCGACAAAAUAAAUGAUAUACCAAACAAAUCAUUGUCCAAAGAACUAUAUCCUUAUUUAUGGGAUGUAAGAGGCAUUCUACAACUCUGUUCGGCCUACGUAGAUUGGAUUGGCCUUGGACAUGUACCCUUUGUUUCAUCAAGUCAUCUACAAAACAGAUAUACAUGGCAAACAAAGAGUUACAGAGAUGCAUAUAGUAGUGGUGACCAGGAACCUUGGGUUUUCCGAGGCGGGUUACAGUCUGAACUACAACGUAUGCUACCAAUUGAUACAGCACAUGAUCUGUUCAUAAUGAAACCACCCGAAGUUGUAUCAACUGUUAAAUAUCAUUACAGACCUUAUUCAAGUUCUGAUGAGAGAUCUGUUUACAAUAUCUGCCUCAAGACCUGUGAUGAUGGUAUGGAUGGAACUGAGGUUUUUCCUGAAAAUCUGGAUUUGAUUGGCGACAGAUAUCUUGGGCAAUUUAUAAAUGUAAGUCCAGAAUAUUGUUUUGUUGUGGAAGAUGAUGAAGGUGUAUGUGGCUAUGCUCUAGCAGCACUAGACAGUAAAACAUUGUAUCAGAAGAGUAAUAUGGAAUGGAAACCAGCAAUGUGUGAUAAAUAUCCUAAACCUAACAAAGAAGAAAUGACACCAGCUGAUGAAGUUAUUCAGAGUUUUCACAGCGAUCCUGCUAGGGUACCUGAAACGAUGUACUCAAUGGCCCCAUCUGUAAUCAGAUUAGAUAUUCUACCUAAUCGCAUCAAUGAUGUGUCUGUGGCUAAAAGACUUUUAGCUUGUGCUCUUUCUGGACUUAAAACCAAUGGUUCUGCUGGUGUGCAUUGUGAAUUAAAUAUAGGUGAUAAAUAUAUGUUGGAUUUUUAUGGAAAACUUGGUUUCUUUCCGUUGGCCGGCCCAGAAAGUGCAUCUGAAGACGUUGUUUAUUUGGGCCGACUAUUAUGAUAGAAAAAGACUUUUCGGAACAGCUUGAAACUUGGUUGUGAUGUUAAAGAAUUUAUUGCUACCAAUUCUCUCUCAUCUGUGAUAUUAUAAGAAAAUCAAGGACACUAUUUGUUAUUCCAUAAAUAUUCUAAGUGUGAUUCUGUAAGACAAAGAGUCACCCUUAAUCAUGAUGAUAUAUUUGCUUGUGUCAAUAUUGUUUUGUUUUGUAAUAGUUAUUUAUUUUGUGUGUUGAAUGAACGAUUAUGAUAAUGUGUUGAAUUUGUGAUGUUUAAAUAAAAAUGUGAUGUAGCUCCAUAAGGAGGAUAAUAUUGUUCAAUGACUUCCUUUACAAUAAAUAUUAAACCUUUUUUGUACAUUUAGGAUUAAGCAUUGAAUCAGAAUUUGAUGCAAGUUUCAAGGCUAUGAAAUAAACAUUAAUGUUUUUGCUGUCAAGUAACAUAAUAAAUAUUCUGUUGUAAGAAAAAAUGUACCGUUUUGAAUAAAUGGAAUUAAAAAUUGAA